AUGCCUUCAGCUCUACUCAUCGGCGGCAUCACCCACGCCAGAAAGGAAUGGGAGGAUCUCUCGUCCAUUCUGACUCUAAAGGAAUUUCCCGAAGGCACCAGAGACGAGUUCAUCCGGAAUUGCAAAGACGGCCAGUACGAUGAUGUGGUAGCGAUUUACCGAUCCAAUACGUCUACCAAGUUCACUGGCCCGUUCGAUGCAGAGUUGCUCUCGGUCCUUCCCAAGUCAUUGAAGUAUAUCUGCCACAAUGGAGCUGGCUAUGACAACAUUGACAUCCCCGGCUGCUCAGAGAAGGGAAUUGCUGUAUCCAGUACCCCAGUCGCCGUUAACCACGCCACAGCCGACGUAGGCAUCUUCCUGAUGAUUGGCGCUUUGCGCCAGGCUUAUGUCCCCUUAUCUGCUCUUCGCGCUGGCCACUGGCAGGGAAAAACUACGCUCGGCCAUGACCCCCAGGGCAAGGUGCUUGGUAUUCUCGGAAUGGGAGGAAUUGGAAGGGAAAUGGCCAAUCGCGCAAGAGCUUUCGGAAUGAAGAUACAAUACCACAACAGAUCGAGACUCUCACCAGAGCUUGAGUGGGAUGCUCAAUAUGUCUCGUUUGAUGAGUUGCUGGGGAAUGCGGAUGUCCUCAGCUUGAAUCUCGCUCUCAAUGCCAAAACCCGCCAUAUCAUUGGCGAGAAGGAGUUCCAGAAGAUGAAGGAUGGUGUGGUCAUUGUGAACACAGCUCGUGGAGCUUUGAUUGACGAAAAGGCUCUGGUCGCCGCUUUGGAUUCGGGCAAGGUCAUGUCGGCUGGUUUGGAUGUGUAUGAAAACGAGCCCGAGAUAGAAGCUGGCCUGGUAAAUAACCCCCGCGUGAUGCUGCUACCACACAUCGGAACCGCGACCUAUGAGACUCAGAAGGAAAUGGAGCUUGUUAGGGCUCGCUUAGGGCGCGCGGGCGCCAAGAGCGAAAAAGCGCACCACAACGAGCGAGCCUCGCGAUCUCAAGAUUCCAGCGGCCGACGAAAGCAAAGCGACAAAACUUCUCAUCCGACAUCGAGGACCACCCCGCUCGGCAACCGCAUCAAGAUGGUCCGUUACGCUGCUCAGGAGAUUCCGGCCGCAAAGAGCGCCCGCGCCCGGGGCUCUUACCUGCGUGUCAGCUUCAAGAACACCCGUGAGACCGCUCAGGCCAUCAACGGCAUGAAGCUGCAGCGCGCCCUUACCUUCCUCGAGAACGUCACCACCAAGACCGAGGUCGUUCCCUUCCGGCGGUACGCUGGCAGCAUUGGUCGCUGCGCUCAGGGCAAGCAGUGGGGUGUCAGCAAGGCUCGCUGGCCCGUCAAGUCCGCUCAGUUCCUCAUCGACCUCCUGAAGAACGCUGAGGCCAACGCCGACACCAAGGGUCUCGACACCGGCAACCUUGUUGUCAAGCACAUCCAGGUCAACCAGGCUCCCAAGGGCCGGAGACGCACCUACCGUGCUCACGGUCGUAUCAACCCCUACAUGACCAACCCCUGCCACAUCGAGCUCAUCCUUACCGAGGGUGAGGAGACUGUCCAGAAGGGCCCCCACGUUGUCAAGCGCGAGGAGGUCCGCCUCAGCUCCCGCCAGCGUGGUGCUCAGAUCCGCCGUGCCCUCACCGAGGCGUAA
Messenger RNA from Aspergillus thermomutatus, 1629 nucleotides. Its product is annotated as 60S ribosomal uL22 domain-containing protein. Lineage: Eukaryota; Fungi; Ascomycota; Eurotiomycetes; Eurotiales; Aspergillaceae. The transcript has 11 exons. The coding region runs from base 1 to 1629 and encodes 542 amino acids. Gene Ontology annotation, biological process: cytoplasmic translation. The record is from RefSeq and is a predicted model, not a curated record. Gene Ontology annotation, molecular function: NAD binding; structural constituent of ribosome; oxidoreductase activity, acting on the CH-OH group of donors, NAD or NADP as acceptor. Gene Ontology annotation, cellular component: ribosome; cytosolic large ribosomal subunit.